Messenger RNA from Vitis riparia (riverbank grape), 1477 nucleotides. Its product is annotated as nicotinamide/nicotinic acid mononucleotide adenylyltransferase. Gene Ontology annotation, molecular function: nicotinamide-nucleotide adenylyltransferase activity; nicotinate-nucleotide adenylyltransferase activity. Lineage: Eukaryota; Viridiplantae; Streptophyta; Magnoliopsida; Vitales; Vitaceae. Gene Ontology annotation, biological process: NAD+ biosynthetic process. Bases 490 to 1260 code for a protein of 256 amino acids. The record is from RefSeq and is a predicted model, not a curated record. The transcript is spliced from 11 exons.
CGAUUUUUUUCGACAUUUCUAUCCUUGCUUAUUUCUACAUGUAUAGAAGUUAUAAAUGCACAUGGAUUCAGAGCCUCGUCUCGACUGGUUUGAGAAUCACCGGGUCUCUGCCGUCUACUACUGCUUCUGCUGCUAUGUCUUCUUCGUCGAAGGAUCCAAAUAAGAAGAUCCGGAAGCCUUACACCAUCACCGUCCAGAGAGAGCUGGACCGAGCAAGAGCACGAUGAGAAGCUUUAGGGGGAGAAUUGUGUGUGUUUUGUUUCUUGAUUUCGGGGAAAGGUUGGGAAAAAUGUUCAGUAAAGUCAAUUGGUCAGUUGAGUGGGGUGAGUGUAUUGUUUCUCUAUUAUUUCGUUUCUUUUUAUUUUCUUGCACUUUCUCCACAACCAAACGACGAAUUGAGUGUUCUCUACUCCUAGACUAAAGCGAACGGCACAUUUUCAAAAAGGUCGCGUUUCGACAUACGGUUCUUUGACGAAUUGAAGAAAGAGUAUGGUUUCUCUCUCUGAUACCAUGGAUAUUCCGCUGCCAUUGGAAAAAUUAUCUUUGGAAUCCAUAGAUGAAGACAGAUCUCUGGAGACUACCAAUAGGGAGAAGAUGUAUGUAGCUCUAGUAGCAACUGGAAGUUUCAAUCCUCCUACUAAUAUGCAUUUACGCAUGUUUGAGCUAGCAAGAGAUGCAUUGAGGUCAGAAGGUUAUUGUGUUAUUGGGGGUUAUAUGUCACCAGUGAAUGAUGCAUACAAGAAAAGGGGCCUGAUAUCUGCUGAACAUCGUAUUCAGAUGUGUGAUCUUGCCUGCAAAAGUUCUGAAUUCAUAAUGGUGGAUCCUUGGGAGGCAAAUCAGAGUACCUUCCAACGUACAUUGACGGUCUUAUCUAGAAUUAAGUGUUCUUUGUGUGAGAAUGGACUUAUACCCAGAAAAUCCCUCAAGGUCAUGCUUGUCUGUGGUUCUGAUCUGCUUGAGUCUUUUGGCAUUCCUGGAUUUUGGAUAACUGAGCAGGUAAUGGCUAUCUGUAGAGACUAUGGUGUGGUGUGCAUUCGCCGAGAAGGGCAAGAUGUUGAGAAAAUCAUAUCUGAUAACAAUAUCUUGAAUGAAAAUAAGGGAAACAUCAUAGUUGUGGAUGAUCUUGUGCCAAACCAGAUCAGCUCGACGAGAGUAAGGGAAUGCAUUUCAAGGCAGUUGUCAGUGAAAUAUCUGAUGGAAGAUAGAGUGAUUGAUUAUAUCAAACAACAUCAUCUUUACUCCAACUCAUCAGAAAGGUAAUGGCCUUCCUUGAACUUCAAUUUGGAAAUUACAAAGCUAGUUCCACAUUUGUAUUUCUAAAACCAAACAAUAAAUUAUCAAAAUACGAAGCAUUUCUAUUUAGCAAGGUAGUUUUAGAUUUUCAUUUUUUCUACCUCACGAGGCUCAUCAUGUAAUAAACCAUGUUUUACGAUUAUCAAACAUUCCAAUUAAUGCGAAAAAUGGUUUUCUUCGAUUU